This is a messenger RNA of Setaria italica (foxtail millet), 1317 nucleotides long. RefSeq names its product basic 7S globulin 2. Gene Ontology annotation, biological process: proteolysis. The record is from RefSeq and is a predicted model, not a curated record. The coding region runs from base 1 to 1317 and encodes 438 amino acids. The transcript has a single exon. Gene Ontology annotation, molecular function: aspartic-type endopeptidase activity. NCBI's taxonomy places the organism in Eukaryota, Viridiplantae, Streptophyta, Magnoliopsida, Poales, Poaceae.
AUGUCGCUGCUCCUGCUGCCACUGCUCUUGUUCUCACUACUGCUGCUGGUGUCACCUCAAGGGACACUAGCCGCCGACCACCAGCCGCCGCCGAAGCCGAUACUGACCCGUAUGUUCAAGGAUCCCUCAACCUCCCUCUACACGAUCCCCAUCAAGGACGGCGGCGCGCCACUGGUCCUCGACCUCGCCGGCGCGCUGAUCUGGUCCACUUGCGCGCCCGGGCACCGCACCAUCCCGUGCAACUGCGGCCUGUGCAGGGUCGCCAGCAGGAGCCCCACCGCCACGGCCGGCUGCGCGUACACGUCGAGCGGCGGCGAGCCCAGCUCCUCCACGGGGACGAGGCACUGCACCUGCACCGCGUACCCGUGCAACCCGGCCACCGGCCAGUGCGGCCGCGGCGACGUCACCGCCGUGCCGCUCUCGGCGAACGCCACGGACGGCAAGAACCCGCUGUUCCUGGUGUCCUUCCCCGCGAUCGGCGCCUGCGCGCCCGACGCGCUCCUGGCGGCGCUCCCCUCGGCGGCCGCCGGCGUCGCGGGGCUGUCGAGGCUGCCCCUGUCGCUGCCGUCGCAGGUCGCGUCCGCGCUUAGGGUCGCGAGGCAGUUCGCCCUGUGCCUCCCCACCAGCGGCGGCAGGAGCGGCGCCGACAUCUUCGGCGGCGGCCCGUUCCAGCUCCUGGCGGCGCCGCCCGUCGACGUCGCCGACGGAUUCUUCCUUGACGACCCGCACCCGCUCCGCUUCCUCAAGAGCCCCAGUAACGGCGCCUACUACGUCGGCAUCACCGGCAUUCACGUCAACAACGAGCGCGUGCCCUUGCCGCCGGGGGUCUUCGACCUCCACGCCGGCAGCGGCACGGGCGGCGUCAUGCUCAGCACGGCGACGCCCUACACCACGCUGCGCCCCGACAUCUACCGCCCGCUGCUCGAGGCCUUCGACGCGGCGACCAGCGGCGUCCCGCGCGCGCCGCCGGUGAGGCCGUUCGAGAUGUGCUACCAGGUGUCCGCGCUCAGCUCGACCCGGCUCGGCUUCGGCGUGGCCAACAUCGAGCUGCUGCUGGACGGGGGCGGGAGCUGGCUGCUGGCGGGUAACGCCUCGCUGGUGCAGGUGAACGACAAGACCGUGUGCUUCGCGUUCCUUGAGAUGGGCCCCGCGACGACGGUGGUUCCCGGCUCGCCGGCGGUCAUCUUUGGCGGGUUCCAGAUGGAGGACCACCUGCUGAUGUUCGACCUGGAGGAGGAGGCGUUUGGCUUCCGCGGGCCGCUCCCUGGAAUCCGCACCAACUGCGGCAACUUCGACUUCAGCAUGGGCACUUCUUAG